GUCGGAUUCUGUCAUUUGAUGUCAAAGCGUUUGUUCCUCACAGAUCGAAAUAUCAGCGGCUGUGCGCAUUCAAUUCGUCCCGAACUCCCGUCCGCCCAUUUUUCCGGACUAUCUUUUAGCCGCCGAGCGAUUUCAAAUUAGUGAAGUUUUUUCCUUCCUACUCUUCUACCGCCACCAUCUCCGGAAGAGAGACCACACCAUUCAUCCCUUUUGCAAUUUUACUUGAUUUUCCUCUCAUCAUAACCAUACAUAAAAGAUGCCAUAUUCCCUGGACGGUUUAAACAUCGUUUACACGCAUCAACCAGCUACUGAUAACAACGACUUGUUAUCUGGAGCUCCCCAAUCUGAUCUUUCUCUCGAAAUAUGGGACCGACUUCCCUUUAAUCUGGAAGACGCACAGGAACAAGGCUUAUCGGAGGAGAAACAAGAGGUGAAAAAGAGCAGCGAAGGACGGGAAGAGGAACAUCAUUCUCUGGACCAAGGCUCUGCUUUCCCUUCGUUCAAUGGUAUUGUGUGGGGACAGCAGAAUACUCAACCGCCCAGCCAGACUCAACCUUCAUUUGCCCCGGCGUUGCCAGGCAAUGUCGAUGCUAUCCAGCUUCUUCUGUCCACUCUAAUUCAGCAGCAGCAGCAGCAGCAGGUGCCCCAGCUUGGGAAUCUGUCUCUCACUCAGCUAAUGGCCCAACAGCAGUCACUGGGACUUCCUCCUAGCUUCCUUACUACUGCCGCUUCCUCGGCACCUGCACCUCCUUCUGCUUCUGCACCCACGGCUCAACUAUCAUCCACGAGACGCUCUGCCCCUGAGGAAAUAUCUCCCCCACCUCCGGCAAAACGUGCUCGAUCUCGUAAAUCAUCUAUGUCCGUCUCUUCACCCGACACUCCUGUCGACUAUACAGCGUCUCCUGAAUCUACUUCUGCCACGACUACACCUCUAUCUGCGUCUGAGGAUAAGCGUCGGCGAAACACUGCCGCCAGUGCUCGGUUCCGUCAGAAGAAGAAGGAACGCGAGGCUGCAUUGGAAACUAAGGCAAAGGAAUUGCAGGAUCAGGUUACUGGGCUUGAGAAAGAAUGUGAGACGCUCAGAAGAGAGAAUAAUUGGUUGAAGGGCCUGGUCGUUGGUGUUACGGGUGCUGGUGCUGCUCAGAACUCUCAGGCAGCGACUAACUAGCUGGGACAGAGGAAUGACGGUGGGUCUUUUCUUGAAAUUCGUUUCCUU
This is a messenger RNA of Lentinula edodes (shiitake mushroom), 1216 nucleotides long. RefSeq lists its product as uncharacterized. Gene Ontology annotation, biological process: regulation of transcription by RNA polymerase II. NCBI's taxonomy places the organism in Eukaryota, Fungi, Basidiomycota, Agaricomycetes, Agaricales, Omphalotaceae. Gene Ontology annotation, molecular function: DNA-binding transcription activator activity, RNA polymerase II-specific; RNA polymerase II transcription regulatory region sequence-specific DNA binding. The record is from RefSeq and is a predicted model, not a curated record. The coding region runs from base 257 to 1168 and encodes 303 amino acids. The transcript has a single exon. Gene Ontology annotation, cellular component: nucleus.